Messenger RNA from Chrysoperla carnea, 841 nucleotides. It is a transcript of the gene mRpL47, whose product is annotated as 39S ribosomal protein L47, mitochondrial. NCBI's taxonomy places the organism in Eukaryota, Metazoa, Arthropoda, Insecta, Neuroptera, Chrysopidae. Gene Ontology annotation, biological process: mitochondrial translation. The record is from RefSeq and is a predicted model, not a curated record. Gene Ontology annotation, molecular function: structural constituent of ribosome. The transcript is spliced from 4 exons. Gene Ontology annotation, cellular component: mitochondrial large ribosomal subunit; mitochondrial ribosome. Bases 34 to 816 code for a protein of 260 amino acids.
AUUUUCUAAAUUUAGUAAUAUAACCUAAAAAACAUGUCGUUUAUUAAAAGUUGCACACGAUUAUCAAAACAUUUAACACAAUUAGUACAAAAUAAUUAUAAUUUAUUAGGAUUUUCAUUUAAAAAUAACCUAUUACUCCCGAAAAAUGUUCGAACAAUUCAUACAACAUCAAUGAACAAUGAUUUAAUGGAAUUUUUCGAUGAUAAAAAGAAUUGGAAUCAAAGUGAAGUGAAAGUUGGACGAUCAUGGCGUACAGAUGAAUUACGAUUAAAAUCAAAUUCUGAUUUACAUAAACUAUGGUACGUGCUAUUAAAAGAACGUAACAUGUUAUUAACAAUGGAAUACGAAAGUGCUGAAAAAAUGAAAUUAUUUCCAAAUCCUGAACGUUUGGAUAAAGUAAAAGAAUCAAUGGAGAAUUUAGAAACAGUUGUACGAGAACGUAAUCAAGCAUACUUUUUAUUAGAAACAGGAGAAACUGGUGAACGGCCACGGAAAUUAGCACGAAAUGUUUUUGGACUUCAUUAUAAUUAUAGGAUGAGUGAACAUGUCAUACCAAAAUUUAUGAAUACAUCAUGGAAAAAGAAAAUGUAUUUUUAUAAACCAAAUAUGGCUGUAUCGAAAUUUUUACGAUUGUAUCGUGAAAAAUUAUUUAAUGAAAAACGUAAAAAACGUAAUCGUGAUUUUAAUCAUGUCGUACAAUUAAUUAAACGUUUUCCAAAUUUGGAUAUGAAUGCGGUCCGUGAACAAUUCCCUAGUGUGGAUAUCGAGAAAGCGAAAAACCAUAAUAGAGCACGAGGCCAUUCUGUACCUACUUAAGUUCUUUUUAGGUUUUUUUUUUAGG